AUGACAGAUAAUAAUGAAUAUAAUUCGAGACGAACAACGGGUGAUGAGCAACAACAAGAGGGAAGACGAAAUCGCUCGGCGAAUAACGGCAAAUUGGACUUUCGCUUUUUAAUUCCAUCACGUGAUGCUGGAGCGAUUAUUGGUAAAGGUGGAAAGGUCAUUCAAGAUCUUCGCCUUAAACAUCGAUGUCAAAUUCAAAUGGCUGAUUGUGGUGUGCCGGAACGUGCUCUAAUGAUUCAUGGCGAUCAGUCAGAUGUAUUGAAUUGUAUGUCAGAUGUACUUUCAUAUAUAAUGGAAAAUCAUCAACGUUCAAACAAAUCUGAUCAAAGUGAAAUCCGUGCUCUCAUCCAUCAAUCACAGGCAGGAGCAUUGAUUGGCAAAGGCGCAUCCAAAAUCAAAGAAUUUAGAGAGAAACACAAUAUUGAUGUCAAGGUUUAUCCUCAAUGCUGUCCAGGUGGUUCAACAGAACGAUGUAUCUCUAUGCGUGGCAAUAAAGACGAUGUAUUACGUUGUUUAACUGAAGUUUAUGGCGUACUCGAUGGUGUUCCAGCUCGUGGGUCUUAUCGAUACUACGAUCCAUCAACAUACGACGGUUAUAAUGUAGCAGAUUAUGGAGGUUAUUCAGAUAAUUUCGUGCGUAAUAACCAGCAAAACUUUCGAACUCAGAAUAAUAACGCUCCAGGAUACGCUCAUAAUUCUUAUGGCUCACCUCCAGUACCACCUGCCCAUGGUUAUUCACAGUACGGUGGCCCAUAUCCAGAUAAUAAUUAUGGUGGUCAUCGAAAUCGUAGUGGUGGAUACAAUCCUGCGCAUCAACAAGCUGGACCAGUAACAACAACGCAAGUGACAAUUCCAACUGAGAUGGCUGGUGUUAUUAUUGGUACAAAAGGUUCAAAAAUAUCGCAGAUUCGACAGGAAUCAGGUGCUUCAAUUAAAAUUGAUUCCGAUCCGAUGCCAGGUACAAACGAUCGUUUGAUUACGAUUACCGGUAGUCAAAAUCAAAUUCAACAAGCACAAUAUCUUCUUCAACAAGCUGUUCGAGAAUCAGGUCUAUGGAAUCAAUAA
Messenger RNA from Adineta ricciae, 1065 nucleotides. NCBI's taxonomy places the organism in Eukaryota, Metazoa, Rotifera, Eurotatoria, Adinetida, Adinetidae. The record is from the annotation of a GenBank genome assembly.